GAGACUGGCGGCCUUGGCUCUUAUUGUUGUUACAUACUUCACCUGCACCACUUGGGUAGUGGUGUUAGGGAGCUGAAUGUUUGCCUCGAGGCUGUCAAUUCCACUGUUGUACAUUGGGUGCCCAAACGCUUCUGUCCUGCUACAGCAAUUAAACCUGAGACGACUUUUUCUUUUCCUGGUAAUCAGCCGUGCCCUAAGAAGAUCAGGAGAAUAUUGUGAUAAGAUACAGUAAUCAGUAAAGAGCAGGGCAACAGCUUGCUUGCUACAGUUGCAAUGCGGUAUUUAAGGAUGUGUUGUCUGCAGCCGAGCACACCCUGGAGUGUAUCGAACCUUCAACCCCCAUAAAGAAACCAGAGUUUGUGGCAAAGGAAAAAUGUACCCCAAAUAAAGUAAAGAUACCAAGACCUCCAAGAACUUGGAUAAGGGAAUAUGAAGCUAUACUCUUGAAGUGCAUGAUGGAACAUGUUAAUGUUAUUGGAGAAGCAAAGGCGAAGGUCGGCAAAAAACCAUACACAAUUGUCAUGGAAGAACUAGCAAAGGAACUACGAGUAUCUAUUGGGGAAUGGGUUGACAGGAAGUCUAUUAUAAAAAAAUGGUUGGGCUUGUUGCGGCGGGUCAGGAACUUCGAUGCACUCCAGAAGGGUAAUCAAAUGCUAGGCUACCUUCAUCUUGAUCCUCCAGAGUUUUAUGGAUCUAUUAAAGAAAUUGAUAGAGAAAUCCAAAAGGUAAAACUAAGAGUACAGCGGGAAAGAAAACAGAAAAAAGAUAAAAAUGAAGAUACAGAGGAAACUGCACCAGAAAGCACCAAAAACAACAGUGAUAAAUUUGGAGUGAAAGACUGUAAGGUGGAAGCUGAUAUCGAGUAUAUUGUGGAAGGUGGUACCCAUGAUCGAAAAUGCAUUGAGGUGGUUGAUGUUGCAAAUACAAUGAUGCGCAAAGAUAUUGUGAUCUCAAUUUUGAAUCGGCUAGAGCAAGGAAUUUUUACUCCUGGAGAUAUUGCACAAGAGUUUGAGAUUGAUGAGAUUUUUUUGGAGCUGAUAAAACAAAGAAAGGAAAUCAUUAUACAAGGAAUUGAAAGGUGCUCCUUGUGUCACCUUUUACUUAUUAAUAAGAAAGAUCUGGUAUCACAUGAACUACAGUGUUCUGCUAAGAAUAACUGGGUCAAAAGUUGUACAGAUGACAGAGUUGACAAUGACAGUUUCCAGUUUUUCCCAGCUACAGUUGAACGACUAGUUCAGCUUGUCAUAGAGACCAACCCACGUGAAAACAGAAGAAACACGUGGAAAAAAAUUGCAUUUCACCUGUCUGGCCUCCAAGAUGGUGUGACAGUGAAACGCUGCAACCAGAAGUGGCGCAACCUUGUUAAUCAGUGCCGGUCUUAUGAACAAUUGGAUAAGUGGGCCAUAGCUCAUAAUUAUACACACUCUAGACCUAUGCCUGAAUUCUACCAUUUGAUUAUGCCAUAUGUAAGUGCUUCAGAGGGCAAAAGGGCUCGACCCUCUCUUGAUGAAAUUCGAAAAUUCAUUUCUACAAGCAAGGGUGUUGGCAGAGAUGAUGAUGGUAGCUGGGAUGAAUCCAAUAAUUUCAAUGAUGGUGGGGAUGAAGACAAUGAUGAAAGUCCAGGAGAUUAUGAAGACCCUGAUUUAAAUGAUUCCUGUGAUCACCUUGACGAGGCUUCCAAGUCAAAAUCCACACCAGAGCCUCCUAAUGAUGAAGUUUCUAAUGUAAAAAUGCCUUCCCAAUCACACACACUAUCAGAUCCACCAAAUGAUGUAGUUACCACUGUGAAGUUGCCCACCAGAUCAAAAUCUGUAUCAGAUUCUCCUAGUAAACAGUGCACUGGAGAGUCGAGCAAAGUUACUAAGCCUAAAGUGAGUGAUCCAGGUGAUAACAAGGCCCAAGAAACCAUCAAGAAUCAAGCAGAGCUCAUAACAAAGUUUGGAACCAAGUUGGAUAAUGCUUUAGUUCUGCUGAGAGAUAUGGCAAGAGAGAAUCAGCGACUAUGCAAAGUGGCAGAUACAAAAUCAAAUUCUAGCAUGGCAAAUGUUGUGGAGAAGAUUUGUAAGGUAAUUCAAAUGCAGUUAGAAAUGCAAAAUCAGAUGAUGAAACGCUUUGAUAUAAUGACAAACAUGUGGGAACGUCAUCAUCAGGAGAAUCUAGAUGUUAUGAAGACACUCAUUGUGGAAAUAAGUCCAAAAGCUGCAUCUAAAUUAUAUGUUAAGAAGAGUACAGAACAGACAGCAAACCUAAAUCAGUCAAAUAACAGCACUACAGUAAAAUCAAAGCAGGUAUAUGUUCAAGAGGGAAGUGAACCAGACCAAACUUAUAACAGUAAGGGAAUGAAACCAAGUCAGACAUACAAGAGGAGCAUCAAACCCAAACAGACAGGCAAAAGCAUUAAGACUGACACAACAAAACUGCAUCAGACUUGUAGCAGUAAGCAGACAGAGACAAAUCGGCAGUGCAUAAUUAUGACUAGAAAACGAGGUCGACCUGGCAGCAGUGACUCUGCAAAAGUAGACAAUAUAAGCAACACACAGACAACAAAACUAGAUGGCACAUGCAAUAGUGUGACCAAAACAAGUCAGGAAAGUGACAGUAAGACAGGGAAAUCAGAGGAUGAAAUGCCAAAUAAAAGAAUAAAAAAAAAGAAAGUCAUUUAUGACUAUUAAUUCUGUACAAUAGUUCAUAAUGGAAAGUUUUUAUUACUGUAAUUCUGUGAGAUAUAAUAAAUACAAAUUUUAUUAUUAGUUCA
This is a messenger RNA of Procambarus clarkii (red swamp crayfish), 2755 nucleotides long. RefSeq lists its product as uncharacterized. Lineage: Eukaryota; Metazoa; Arthropoda; Malacostraca; Decapoda; Cambaridae. The record is from RefSeq and is a predicted model, not a curated record.